UUAGUCUUGGCACAGAUCGGGCAUGACAGCCUCAUGCCUGGGGAUAAUGCGGCCAUCUUGCUUCCGAAGGGAUGGCUUUCGCUCAUGCAAAGUUGGCCGCGAAACUGGAUUUAACUAAGUCCAGGAUCUGAGUGUGGUUGAAAUGCUAGUACAUCGGUGAUCUCAGCAACAAUCUGCAUGGCUUCCAGCCAGAAAGCUGCCCGGGUGGGCGAAGAGGUCUGGAAAACACGAGUGGAGAAGGUCAAUGCAGAGCUGGUCACCCUCACUUAUGGGACCAUCGUGGCCCAGCUUUGUACAGAUUACGACUACGACUACGCCCAGGUUAACCAGCAGCUCGACAAGAUGGGAUACAAUAUCGGCAUGCGUCUGAUUGAAGACUUUCUAGCAAAGUCUAACAUCGGUCGCUGCGGAAACUUUAGAGAUACCGCAGAAAUGAUUUCCAAGGUCGGCUUCAAGAUGUUCCUCAACAUCACGCCUACUGUCACGAAUUGGACGGCCGACAACAAGCAGUUCUCCUUGUUGUUUGACGAGAACCCUUUGGCAGACUUUGUCGAACUACCCGACGACGGAAGAGCCCAAGACGAGUUGUGGUUCUCGAAUAUCCUUUGCGGAAUCCUACGGGGAGCAUUGGAGAUGGUGCAAAUGUCCAUCGAAGCCCGCUUUGUUACGGAUGUACUUCGAGGCAACGAUGUUACAGAAAUGCGAGUCACUCUGCUCCGAUACAUUGAGGACGAAAUGCCUCCUGACGACGAAUAAAUGUGACGAGCAGCACCAAAUGCAAAUGGUUCGGGACAAGGGAUCUCAUCCGAACAGUCUGCUGUCUGUGGUUAUCCGAGUCACGUGAUGUGACCCCUUUUGCGCGACACGGAUCUGUCGCAGGAUCUGAUAGACCCCUGGAACAGUUUCAGCCAGGGGUCAAGGGGCAUGGGCAACUAUCUUCAGCAGACCAUCGUCGCAGUUUGGCUGCCAUCAAAACACAAGUGAUAGAAUACUAUUGUACUCAUCCGGUAGAGCCUGGAUAAGCAUUCGUUUUAUGCUGACAAUAUCUACUUCUUCACGUGGACAUGUACAUAUUAGUAGACUUUGCCUUAUCUGACACUACCGUAAUAUGUGGUUAGGUACAGGCAGGUACUACAGUGCAACUCAUCAGCCAUCG
Molecule: messenger RNA, 1156 nt
Organism: Exophiala dermatitidis NIH/UT8656
Lineage: Eukaryota; Fungi; Ascomycota; Eurotiomycetes; Chaetothyriales; Herpotrichiellaceae
Exons: 5
Coding region: 178-756 (192 amino acids)
Biological process (GO): intra-Golgi vesicle-mediated transport; endoplasmic reticulum to Golgi vesicle-mediated transport
Cellular component (GO): TRAPP complex; cis-Golgi network membrane; cytosol
Source: RefSeq, a predicted model, not a curated record